This is a messenger RNA of Chelmon rostratus (copperband butterflyfish), 1878 nucleotides long. RefSeq names its product serine/arginine repetitive matrix 4 (gene srrm4). Gene Ontology annotation, cellular component: nucleus. Gene Ontology annotation, biological process: neuron maturation; regulation of RNA splicing; mRNA processing. The transcript has 13 exons. Bases 1 to 1878 code for a protein of 625 amino acids. Gene Ontology annotation, molecular function: mRNA binding. Lineage: Eukaryota; Metazoa; Chordata; Actinopteri; Chaetodontiformes; Chaetodontidae. The record is from RefSeq and is a predicted model, not a curated record.
AUGCAGCCACCGUGUUCGCUCCAGCUCGGCCCCUGCGCCCCCUCUGCGCCCCCGGGGUCGCAGGCCAGCACCGCCGGCCUCCAGCAGCUGGAAGAGAAGCAGCUCUUUGAGAAGUUUUGGAAGGGGACUUUCAAGGCUGUGGCCACCCCGAGACCGGAGAGCGUCAUCGUGGCCAGCAUCACCGCCCACAGGAGGGUGACCAACCUCGAGGCAACGGCCUGCCAGCCGCUAAAGACUGACGAGAGGAAAGCGGCGGAAAGCAGGGUGGACCGCGCGGACAGAAAUGGCUGCAUCAAAGGAAAAGGACACAAACACCGCAGUCGUCGCAGGGCCAGGAGCCCCUCCUUUGACGAGGAACUCUCCCCUCGGCCCAAGGGGAAGAAGAAGAAGAGAAAGUCCGAUCGGAGGAGGAAAAGGAAAAGGUCUCCUUCCCACAGCCUGUCACCACUGAGGAAGAAGAAAAAGAAGAAGAAGAAGAGCUCCAAGAAAAGCAAGCGGCAUAGGUAUACCUCCAGGAAGUCAAAACACAGCUCUUCAAGUUUAAAACAUAAGAGGAAGGAUGAGCGCAAGCACAAGAAAAGUUCACGGACUCACUCGAGGCGGAGGCGACGCUAUCGGAGGUCAGAGUCGGACAGUUCCUGCUGCCAGUCUUCCACAGAGGACAGACACCAUCUGCAAAAAUCUGUGGUGCAUCAGGCAUUAGGGGACCUGGCAGCUGUAGUAGAGGAAACCAAUGGAGUGCUUGACCACGCGGACAUGAAGUGGAGACCCGCAACCAAAUCAAUGUGUAAAACGGCUCCAAAAUAUCGCUCCAUCCUCUCAACCGCCACCAUUUUGUCGUCAAAACCUGGAAGCGAGCUUUUACACGGAAAAGGGUCUCAGAAUUUAUCGAGCCAGACCGAAGGUCCGCACGAUUACGAUUCUGGGAAUGACACAUCUUCGCCGCCGUCAAGCAAAACUGGUGUUUCUCGGGCGAGUGUCACCGACAACAAGAGGAGCCACUUUAAACGUCUGGCCUCGCCAGAGAAGCUGAAGUUCACUGACAGAGACAAUGUCUCUGAUUCAGGAAACUCUGUGACCAGCUACGCUUCCUUGUGCAGACCUUGCGGGGAGGACGGCUUGUCUGCAACCCUUUUCAGUGGAAACGGCAAGAGAGAGCAGAUAACCUUGGGGUGCCGGGUAGAGGUUGUGAGAUCUCCAAAGACCUCCAGCUGUUCACAGAGGGUGAGCAAGUCGUCUCGAAGGCGACUGAAAACGCGGUCAUCCAGCAGCAGGAGCAGGAGCAGGAGCAGAUCCUCGGGGAGUUCCAGAUACUCCGGACGCUACUCACGCAGCCUGUCGCUGUCAUCUUGCAGCUCGUACUCGCGCUCGCCGAGUUAUUCAGCUGAUCUGAGGCGACGAGGCAGCGUAGCCAGCCUGAGCUCCAGAGGAAGCUACUCCAGAUACAGUGCUGACAGACUACGACACAGAAAGAGAACACCUAGCUCCAGAGAGACAGAUGUGAAGCAUGCACACAAGGUUAGUGGGAAGAGACGAAGACGCAAAUCCUACUCUCCUAUGAAGAAAAGGAGGAGAGACUCACCAAGCCAUCUGGAAGCACGCCGAAUCACAAGUGCCAGGAAGAGACCCAUCCCUUACUUCAGACCCAGUCCGUCGUCCAGCAGCCGGUCCACCAGCGUGUCGUCCUGGAGCAGCCUCUUCACCCGCAGCCGCAGUCGCAGCCCGAUCCACAGCAUCAGCCGGAGCCGGAGCCGGAGCCACAGCUACUCCUCGUACAGGAGCUACAGCCGCAGUUCAUCCUGGAACUCAAUCUUUGGGACCCGCAGUCGCAGCAGGAGUCGCGGUUCGUUGAACAAGCGCGACAAAACCCGGCAUUAG